Molecule: messenger RNA, 1193 nt
Organism: Hippoglossus stenolepis (Pacific halibut)
Lineage: Eukaryota; Metazoa; Chordata; Actinopteri; Pleuronectiformes; Pleuronectidae
Product: Lipocalin-like
Exons: 6
Coding region: 479-1027 (182 amino acids)
Molecular function (GO): small molecule binding
Source: RefSeq, a predicted model, not a curated record
CCCUGGAGGGCAGCGGAAGCUUUGUUCCUGUUUAGAUUCCUGUUCUGUUUAAUCUCUUGCUACGCGUGGGAAGCUGCAUAAUGAGAUACCAUUAUCAAAUAAUGUGCUUUCCAAUUCAAACAGCAUGACAGACAGGAUAUAAUGUGUAUCCACUGUUGUUGAGGGUACGAAGACUCCUGGCAAGUUUCUCCCUCUCACAUGAUUGAUUUCAUUCUGCCCUGGCAGGACUAAAAAGCUUAGCUUGUGGCUGUGACUGUUUGUGGGUUUCUCUGAGGCUUGUUUGAACCCAUCCCAGCUCCAGGGUCUUUAUGUAUGUGUGCGUGCGCGAUUGUGUGCGUGCUCGCUGGGAGGGAAAGGGGUAUCUCGUGCUCCACUAUAUAAAGGGUCGUUGUGCAGCACCCCAGCAACAAGCCUCCAGAUCUUCACCGGCUCUCUCCUCCAUCAUCAUUGCUGCAGCCGACUCUGCUCCUCAGUGACGAUGACUUCCCUGCUGACAGCGCUGGGCACUGUGCUCUGCUUCCUGACGGUUUCCUCUGAGAUCAUGCCACAGGCUGACUUCAAUCUGCAGGAGAUGGCAGGAAAGUGGUAUCUGAUUGGAUUUGCCACCAAUGCCCAGUGGUUUACCGUCCGCAGAGCCAGCAUGAAGAUGGGCACGGCCGUGUUCACCCCUACUGCCGAUGGGGACCUGGACAUGUCCUACGCCAGUCUCACCUCUGAUGGCUCUUGUUGGAGAAUGAGCGGCCUGGCGAAAAAGACUGACAUGCCUGGAAGGUUCAGAUACACCAGUGAGAGCUGGGAGAAUGACAACGACAUGCGCAUGGUUGAUGUCAAGUACGACGAGUACGCUCUGACUCACACCAUCAAGACCAAGGGAAGCGAUAUCACCAUUGUCAACAAACUAUAUGGUCGUGGAGUUCACCUCAGCCCAGAUCUGCUGGAGAAGUUCAGGCAGUUCUCCUUGGAGACCGGCAUCCUGCCCGGGAACGUUGCUUUCCUGCCAAGAAAUGGGGAGUGCCCACCUGCUUAGUUUUCUGCCUCGGUCGUCGCCCGUCAGCGAUGCUGACGACGUUUACCAUUGUUGUGAAUACUACAAUCAAUCAAAGUUUUUCCAGUUGAUUUAAUUUGAUCUUUGAAAUGUUGUAUUAAGAAGUGAGUAAACCUGAUGUGAAACAUAAAAAAUGCUCUGCUUAUAA